Molecule: messenger RNA, 4043 nt
Organism: Oncorhynchus kisutch (coho salmon)
Lineage: Eukaryota; Metazoa; Chordata; Actinopteri; Salmoniformes; Salmonidae
Product: P2Y purinoceptor 2
Exons: 2
Coding region: 127-1236 (369 amino acids)
Biological process (GO): G protein-coupled receptor signaling pathway
Cellular component (GO): plasma membrane
Molecular function (GO): G protein-coupled receptor activity
Source: RefSeq, a predicted model, not a curated record
AUUACAUUUCAUGGUUGUGUGCGACUACAGCAGACCAAAUCCUCAUAUAGAAGUCAGGGGAAGUUCGAACUAGUUUGUCAUUCAGGUCUUGUCCCACUGAUGGACUGCAAGCGCGAGCUUAAGUGAAUGUUAAUAGCCGGCAUACCCCAUACAUCCCAUCCUAAAAUGAACAGCACAGUGUCUCCGUCCGUGUUGCCUCUGGACAACAGAAGUCUCUCUGAGUCCUGUACAGUGGAACCCCAACACGUGUCCAUCACUGUUUUCCUCCUCCUGGUUGUCCUGGUUGGUUUCUUCCUCAACAGUUUCAGUCUGUGGGUCUUCUGCUGCCGUAUACCACAGUGGAGCUCUGGUACUGUCCUGCAGUUUCAUUUGGCUGUCAGUGACACUGUUAUCACACCAGUUGCACCAUUAAUGGCAACAUACUUUGUUAUGGGGAGCCACUGGCCCUUUGGAGCUUUUCUGUGCAAGCUGAAGAUUGCCUUGCUGAGCAUUCACUUCUAUGGCAGUAUCCUGUUCCUAACACUCAUCAGCAUUCAUCGAUACGUGGUAGUUGUCCAGUUUAAAAGGGGCUCCUGUAUGAAACGAAAGGCAUUUGUUCAGAAUCUGUGUGCUGGAGUCUGGCUGGUUUUGCUGGCUAAGGGAAUUGCCUGUUUCUUCUUAUUAAACACAAGCCCAAUGGGAAACCGCACACAAUGUCUCAGCAUUCAUCAGGAAAAAUACAUUGACGUCUACUUCGCCAUCAACUUCGUUAUGCUCAUCCCUGGGUUCCUACUGCCUCUCUCAGUGGCAGUGACCUGCUAUGUUCAGCUAGCAAGAUCAAUGUCUCGUAUCAAUAUCAACAUGUCCAAGGGCCGUGAUAUAAAGGCCAAGUCACGUAAAAUGGUGGCCAUGUGUCUGGUGAUAUUUGCACUGUGCUUCACUCCUCUGAACGUGAUACGAACUGUGGCUGUCAUAUUAAAGAAGUACUUUCCAGAACAAUGCAGUCUUCUCCUGCAGGUGGAGACUGCAUACUAUAUCUCCUGGAUUUUGGCUGGAGCAAACUGCUGCCUGGACCCAUUGCUUUAUUGUUUUGGAUCACACAACUUUGUCAAGGCUAUUCAUAGGUCUCUCAGAAAAUUUGAUGUCAAAUUUAAAGAAGACCCGGCCACAAAUGACCAGAUCAUCUAUGAUACUGCUAUUGAUUCUCCCUCCAUUGACUUAGAAGACAUCCACACCCAGCAUUCGAACACGUCUUGAAUAAGGAACCUCAUAGUAGUAUAAUCACAUUGGCUUAUUGUUUGUGUUUGCUCAGUGUCUUUUUCUUUUUACAUAAAUAGUAUCUAACAUUGACAUGGGACCUGUGAAGGAAGAAUGUACAGGUAAGUGCCAAAAUAAAGGAAACACUUGAGUAAACGAGGGAUACAAAGUAUAUUGAAAGCAGGUGCUUCCACACAGAUGUGGUUGUUGAGUUAAUGAGGUAAUUAACAUCUCAUGCUUAGCGUCAUGUAUAGAAAUGCCCAGUUACCUAUGAUUUUGGCUACAAUGGCUAGUCAGUCAGUCAGUCAGUCACCCACCAGAUCUCAACCCAAUUGAACACUUAUGGGAGUUUCUGGAGCAGAGCCUGAGACAGAUUUUUCCACCACCAUCAAACAAACACCAAAUUCUGGAAUUUCUUGUUGAAGAAUAGUGUUGCAUCCUUUCAAUAGAGUUCCAGACACUUGCAGAAUAUAUGACAAGGCACAUUGAAGCUAUUCUGUUGGCCCGUGGUGGCCCAACGCCUUAUUAAGACACUUUAUGUUUGUGUUUCCUUUAUUUUGAAAGUUACCCGAGGGUGAUCAUAAAUGUAUUAUUUUAUUGAUGUGUUAUAAUAUAAUUAGAUACUGUCAUAUGGCAUACUGUAAUUGUAAAGCAAAACAUGCUCUGUUUUAAACUAAUUCAAUUGUAUAUUGUAUGCAUUUUAAAAGGAAGAUCUUUCCCACAGUCUUCAUUUGUAAUAAGUCCAUUUGAGUCAGUUAUACUGUAUGGUUUAGUUUAAAGUCACUUUUUUUGUGGUUUGAUGAUUGCAUUGCUGAUGACGAAAAAAUAUUGUCAUUACUUUCCCCGCAUCAUGCAGGAAGUCACUAGAGGUGUUGUGAGAAGAGGUGCUCACACUGUCCCAUUCUGAGAGCAGCAAGUGUGACUGGUGUAAUGCUUUACAAAGCUUGGUAAGGUCUCCCUUAUGGGUUUAUAAUAGCAGGUUGUCUCUGACAAAGGCAGAUGGUAGAGAGAUGCGCAUAUUUGCUUACUGUUAACAAUAUACAGUUAUAAAUUGAGAAUUGCAGUCUUGAUCUUAAUAUCAUGGUUCAUAAAUAUUUAGUUUUAGGCUACCUUUAUUCACAUUUCAGAUGUUUUUGUUUAAAUCCAGAUCUGUACCUGGGUUUGUGAACUGGAUAUUCUUAGACAUUCUUACCAUUGUGAGAUAUAAUUGUUGAGAGGCAGUGCAAGAAAAUGUGGCAACACAGGAAAAGUUCAAUGCAAUAGCAUCCUUUGACAUCAGUCUAUGAAGUGUUGCAAGAUACAAUAAAAUGGUUUAAAUGCAUGAAAAUGAGAAACAACAUUUUAAUAUAUUUUUGGGGGUAAUCAUUUUCCCAUCCUAAAUAUUACUCUUCAUAAAUGUUUCCUUCAAAGGUGUUUUAAGAAUAUCUACUUCCACUCUACAUCGAUUUCUUCUCAAGAUGACCAGCACAGAGUCACCCUCCAUGUCGCUCCAGUCCCUGACCACUAUCCCAGCAAACAUAAAUGCCGACAUAACCACCAUCCCAGCCAACCGCAGUAACACUGAGCUCUGUACAGUGGAAUCCCAACAUGGUUCCAUCCCUGUGAUCCUAAUCCUGGUCUUUGUGGUUGGCUUCCUCCUCAACAGCUUCAGUCUGUGGGUCUUCUGCCUCCGUAUACCACAUUGGAGCUCUGGUACCACCCUGCAGUUCAACUUGGCCCUGAGUGAUGCCCUUGGCACCCCUGCAACUCCCCUGAUGGCUGUAUACUUAACCAAUGGCAGCAACUGGACAUUUGGACCAUUACUGUGUGUAUUCAAGAUUGUCCUUCUAAGUGCACACUUCUUCGGCAGCAUCCUGUUCCUCAUGCUCAUCAGCAUUCAUCGUUAUGUGGUGGUUGUCAAAUUCAACAAAAGCUCCCGUAUGAAACAAAAUGGGUUUGUAAGGAAGUUAUGUGGUGGAGUUUGGUUGCUGCUUCUAGUAGAAGCUCUUGUCCUAACUUUCUUUCUUCCACCCAGUAAGGAGGGAGAUAAAACCCAAUGUCUGACCAUCCAUCAGCAUGAUCUGACAGAUGUGUACUUUGUCAUUAACUUCUUCUUAUUCAUCUUAGGAUUCCUUCUGCCUUUCUCAGUGGCUGCAGAAAGCUAUCGUCGCCUGGCAAACUCAGUGUCUCAACUCAAUAUUAACUCAGCAAGGGGCCUUGCCGUUAAGAUCAAAUCACAGAGGAUGAUAGGUAUCUGCUUAGUGAUAUUUGGGCUCUGCUUUCUACCACUAAAUUUAGUGCGGACAAUAGGGGUAGUGGUAAACAAAUACAGUGAAGCUUGUACGAUGCUUCGACAUUUGGAUACGGCAUAUUAUGUGUCAUUCAUCCUGGCAGGUGUCAAUAGUUGCCUGGAUCCUCUGCUGUAUUGUUUUGGGUCCCAGACGUUUAGAAAGGCCUUUCAGGGUGGAUCCUUCAGUGUGCGUCGGAUGAACACUCAAAGAAGUACAACAGAGCUUUGAGUGAGUCGGAGACAGAGAGGUUAUCAAUUACACUGCAAUAUUAUUUAAUAUAUCACGUUCUAUGUACAGUAUGCUGCUUUCUGUGUUUCAUAUUCAUGUCUCAGUGAUAAUUAUCUGGAUUGGGGUCAUAUUGGGUCAACUUUUUAACUGUUAAACUAAAUUGUUUUUUAUUUUCCUUGUGUAUGAAUUGUUAUCAUAUUUUGUAAUGUAAUUAUUGUUUCUUUGACCUUUUUGCUUUUAUUUGAGAAAAUAAUAAUGUAUGAGGUCAAUACCUGUUCAAAAUCUGGAUUAAAAGAAAACGUACCUCUA